This is a messenger RNA of Marchantia polymorpha subsp. ruderalis, 3062 nucleotides long. Lineage: Eukaryota; Viridiplantae; Streptophyta; Marchantiopsida; Marchantiales; Marchantiaceae. The record is from the annotation of a GenBank genome assembly.
CGUAAAUGUUGUUUAUGGUGGUUUCAGCUACAGAGCAUUUGCAUCGAGCCUGUGUGCCAAUUGGGCCUUCGCCGAUGUCUACUGAAGCUGCCGAGCUCUCGAGAGUCACCACGUGAGUCAUGCUCACAGAAACAUCAGGGUUACUGCAAAGUCAUCAACCUGUCUUAUUCCAUGAUGGCAGGCAUAAGGGAAUCAUCGUUUGAAGUUCUGUCAAGAAUUCUAGCGCACUACACGACGUCGAGCGAUUGUUUGUCGGAACACCUCUAACGAGACUGGGCCCUGUGAUUAGACAGGCAUGGAGGGAUGCACGUGACUUCGAUUAGAGGUGUUCGGUUCCUCCAAGCCCACGGAGCGGGGUUGAGCUCAUCCUCAAGAAGUGAACGAAAAGUAGACGUGAAUGAGUUUGGAGAGAUAUUACUCCGCUCGCAAAUCCGUACGAAAGCUUCAUCGUCCGCUGCCCAAACCAAUGUGGUGUCGGUCAGUCUCCUCGACUACGACCGCGCCGGACUUGAUUUCUUACAAAACAUGCAGAAUUUUCUGGUUUCCUGGUGCGAUCAGCCCCUGCGCAGAUGAACGAAUCUCGACUGUUGUGGUUUAGGAAUCUCCGACAAACAACGCCGGAGAUGAGGUCUCGGACGUUGGUGGAUCCCUUCAGCAGAUCACUUGACAGAUUCUGAGUACGCUCGAUCCAAAGCGCGUGGAGAAAGGUCGUGACUUGGGGGACAUCCAACUUUAACAAAUGAGCAGGAGUGGAGGACUUUUCGUGUUGUCCCUUCAGAUCAGUUGCGGGAUUUCGCAUCAGGAACGAUAUCCCUAAUCAAAGCCUGUCUAUGGCCGACUUUGUUCGACUUCCAUAAUUUUUUUUGGAAGCGCUACUGAAGUCUCGCGGUGUACAUCCUGUCCUACUUAGAGGAGCUCGUCGAUUUGGUGCCUGGCAGCUUGUGAUGUACUGCCUUACCAGCAUUCGUAGUCAGACUAAUUCGGAGGAUGCAGCAGGGCUCGAGCGAAGUGCGAUUGCGGACGAGUUUAACACUCAGCUUGCAAGGCUUCAUCUUCUGGAAAGGACCAGUUUGGUGUUCCCAGCUCAGCUGUGAGUAGAAGCGGACCGUGGAUCCGGGCGUCUGUUUUUAUCCAGUGACAAAGAUGACAUGAGCUUCAGAUCUCUCGAGGAGAUCGAUGUUUCCUGUCAGAGUUCGUGCGAAUUCAAGCUUCGAGGUUUCAAGAAAAACCUUGCCCGACUCGUAAGGCUCGCCAGACGAUACGAAAUCAGGGCUUUGACGGCUGCUGACGAAUUUGAGUGGCUGACGAUCGAGUUUGCUAGCUUUCAUCCAGAUCGGAGUCGAUAAGGGAAAGGUAGGAGAUGGAAGGAGGGCUGGUGAUCGAAAAGGAGCAGAUUCGGUCGAUCCUCUCCUACUCAGCGCUGGUGGACAAGCUGCAAGAGGCGUUCGGCAACGCGCGCAGCUACACCAUGCCCGAGCGACAUCACCACGACAUCCACGCGAGGGCCGGGGGCAGGCUGCUGAUCAUGCCGGCGUGGUCAGCAGACUGGGGGCCCAAAGCGUACAUCGGGACCAAGCUCGUCACGGUGUUUCCGAAGAACGCCAACCAGGGCCUGGCGUCGGUGCUCGGAGUGUACGUGCUGGCGAGCGGGGACACGGGGCGACCCCUAGCGCUGAUGAAUGGCACGGAGCUGACCCUGUGGAGGACGGCGUGCGUGUCCGCGCUGGCAGCCCGGUAUUUGGCACGGGCCGAGCCUCGGCUCAUGGUCAUGGUCGGAGCGGGGGCCUUAGCCCCGCACCUGAUCCAAGCCCACAUCGCCGUCCACCCGUCGAUCGACACGAUCAUCGUCUGGAACCGCACGCACGACCGGGCCACGGAGCUGGUCGAGGCGCUGAGGAGGCUGCCGUUGUUCUCCGAGUCGUUCAGGUCCGUGCAUACGAGGAAGGACUUGGAGGACAUCGUCCGCGCCGCGGACCUGGUGGUGUGCGCUACCAUGGCCGACGAGGCUCUGGUUCGGGGCCGCUGGCUCAAGGCUGGCGUCCACGUCAGCCUGGUGGGUUCUUUCAAGCCCUCCAUGAGGGAAUGCGACGACGACGCCGUGACGCGGAGCCGAGUUUUCGUCGACGCGGACGCGGCCGUCUGCGACGCCGGCGAGCUGAGUGGUCCUAUCGCCCGCGGCGUCGUCUCGAAGGCCCACGUCGUCGGCGACUUGGCGGCGUUGGUGCGCUCCGACGUCGACGGGCGACGGUCCCCCGACGACGUUACGCUCUUCAAAUCCGUGGGCUGCGCUCUCGAGGACCUCGCGGCGGCCCAACUCAUUUACGAAACGGCCGUCUCGUCCCCUCCGCCGUGCUCCCCCUCUCCCUUCCCGUCCUCCACAUUCGUCCCUCGCUCGGCCCGAUCCGACCAGCCGACACCUCCCACUCCGACCCCGAACGAAAUCCAGUGUCCUCCCGAGGAAAGUUAGUAGGCGCCCUGCGAAGGAGGUGGCUUAGAUCAGUUCUUCAUCUUUCGGUGUCCUGUGCCAGUGGUCGAUAGAAAGGUCGAGGGAGAAGGGAAAGUUGCCUCCACGAGCGAAGGAUGGUGAGCUAGUGAUUGAGAGAAUGGGUGCUUCGAGAAAGGGAAAGGUGGUAGGGAGGGAAGAGAAGCCGCCUAUUUGCAGGUGGAGAUAUGGGUGCUGUGGUUACGAGCACGUGCGACUGCGAUCGCCUGGACUAGCGUACCAGGUUUGGAUGUUGUAAUGAAAUGCUCAAUACUUGAAAAGUCUUGGAUUGUAUGAAUGCAGCGUGACACAUUCACAGCUCUGGCUCUAUCUAGGUAGGCCAGAGCUGUGCAUGUGUCACUACUUGGUAUGUGCCUUGGCCCCUGCUCACAGAUGACGGAUUUCUGUGCCCGCGCAGAUUUUUCUCUCGCUCUCUCUUGUGGCAAAGCUUGGAUAAGUCUUGAGUAUCGUUGAUUAGCCAUUAAUCUCAGAGCAACGCAAAGUUAUCCGGACGAGAAUUGGAAAGCUAAGUCGAGCAAUCCCUCCGUUCAUCGUGAUAGAGGAGGAAAAUAUUGUUCGG